UGGGCGGUGGCGUGUCUGGCCGCGCGGCGUGCAGGGACGGGUAGUUCUAGACACCCCCCACGCCCGGGCGCUCGCUAGGAGAUGGCCAAAGUUUGUGCUAUUUUUGGCGGAUCCCGAGGAAUUGGAAAAGCUGUUGCACAGCUACUGGCACAGAAAGGAUACCGCUUGGCUAUUAUUGCUAGAAACUUGGAAGUAGCCCAAACCACAGCAAAUCACCUGGGAGCAGGUCACCUGGCACUUAGCUGUGAUGUAGCCAAAGAACAAGAUGUCCAAAAUACAUUUGAAGAGAUGGAGAGGAAUUUAGGUCCUAUUAAUUACUUGGUUAAUGCAUCUGGGAUCAACAGAGAUGGCUUAUUAUUGAGAACCAAGACCGAAGACAUGCUAUCUCAAAUUCACACCAACCUUUUGGGUACAAUGUUGACUUGCAAAGCUGCUGUGAGAAGCAUGAUUCAACAGCAGGGAGGUGCUAUUGUUAACAUAGGAAGUAUUGUUGGACUCAAGGGCAACUCUGGUCAGAGUGUAUACAGUGCCAGUAAAGCAGGAUUAGUUGGAUUUUCACGCUCUCUUGCUAAAGAAGUAGCAAGAAAGAAAAUUCGAGUCAACAUGGUUGCUCCAGGUUUUGUUCGCACAGAUAUGACUGCCCAUUUGAAAGAAGAACAGAUGACAAAAACGAUUCCUCUUGGAAGAUUUGGAGAUCCUCAUGAAGUCGCACAAGCUGUUAUCUUUCUUCUAGAGUCUCCUUAUGUUACAGGACAUAUUCUAGUUGUAGAUGGAGGUUUGCAACUUCUGGCUUAAAUGUCACAACAGUCUGUAUAAAAUGACCAAAGUAAAGGGAAAACUGAACUUGGCUGAUGAAAAAUGAGGUGUGUAAUUGAGUGGGUACUUUGAGUUGGUGCUCUUUAAUCAAGAACGUAAAGUAAUCUUUGAUAAGUGAAGUAAUAAAUUGGUUUAGGGUUUCGGAUUUAUAAAGCCACAUGCACUAUUCUCAUAUAGCUGAAGCCUGCAGCUAUAACACUAAUUUAGAAAAUGUGUGGUAAGGUACACCAUAGAGUACUUUUAUUCUCUGGAGGUUGGGAAUGGAACUGUUCUAAAUAAUAGUUUGAAAUUAAUGAUAUAGCUUUCUAAGUCCAAAUUUUUAUUGCUGUUGAAGUUUUACAUUUGGGGAUGUGAGUUAUGCUCUGAAUGAGCUUGUUUGAGCAUGUUUAUUAGUCAGUAAUUGUGAUUGCUCUUUUGACCAGAUAUUUCCAGGUAAUAGAAAGUUAAACUGCCCAGCAGGGAGGAAAUCAUGAACUUGUAUUUUUAUACUCCUAUCAAAUAUUCUAUGAUAAGAAAUAUAUCAUGCAGUGUUUUGUAAUAAAUUGAAAGGGUUCCAUUUAUUUCUUGUUUGCAGCCAAGAUAAUGGAUUUUGUAGUUCCCCAGCAUAAUUGGAAUGUUCUCAAGGGAUUUUAGUGGUAUGCACUAAAUUGAGGGUUGGCUUUGUGGCAAAUAAAAGAUAAUACUGUAAAGAAAAGAUACUCAAUGAACAUGUGAAAUACCCCUUGAAAUUCGUGCAUGCUCAGUUCAGCCAGUCUGUGUAAGUUGGUCUCUGAUUUUUGAAUGUGGAAUAAUGUAUUUGUGUAUAUUUAAAUUUAAUAUUAUUUAAAGCAACUUCUGAGGAGUGAGUUAUAAUUAUGUUACACUUCUUUUCCCCUUACUGAAAUAUAAUCAAAUAUUUGACUUUGGGCCUUUCACUUUUUUCCUGUAAAUGGUCUAUUUUCUUUUGAGAAAACAAAACAUAUGUGGUAUUGAAAUGAAUGAUGGAACAAGUAAACAAUGCUUUUUUUCACAACAAAA
Messenger RNA from Gavialis gangeticus (Gharial), 1833 nucleotides. It is a transcript of the gene CBR4, whose product is annotated as carbonyl reductase 4. Gene Ontology annotation, molecular function: oxidoreductase activity, acting on the CH-OH group of donors, NAD or NADP as acceptor; quinone binding. The transcript has 6 exons. Gene Ontology annotation, biological process: fatty acid biosynthetic process. The record is from RefSeq and is a predicted model, not a curated record. NCBI's taxonomy places the organism in Eukaryota, Metazoa, Chordata, Crocodylia, Gavialidae. Bases 82 to 795 code for a protein of 237 amino acids.